GCAAGACUACUUACAGUUCCUUCUUCUUCUUCUUACCUCACGACCUGAUUCCAUCGGCGAUUGAAAAUUCACGAUGAGUAGCGAGAAUGAAGAAGCCGGCCGCCGCCGUAUUGUAGUCACUGAGUAUCGCAAAAAGCUUCUCCAGCAUAAGGAACUCGAAUCCAGAGUCCGUGGAGUUAGGGACAGUUUAAGAGGGGUGAAAAAGGAAUUUGCUAAAACAGAAGAUGAUCUGAAGUCUCUUCAAAGUGUUGGACAAAUCAUUGGCGAAGUCCUAAGGCCUCUUGAUAAUGAACGACUGAUAGUGAAAGCUAGUAGUGGACCUAGGUAUGUCGUUGGUUGCCGUAGUAAAGUGGACAAGGAGAAGCUAACUUCAGGGACGAGAGUUGUCCUUGAUAUGACUACUCUCACAAUUAUGCGAGCUCUUCCUCGUGAGGUUGAUCCUGUAGUAUACAACAUGCUUCAUGAAGAUCCAGGUAAUAUUAGCUACUCUGCAGUUGGAGGGCUUUCUGAUCAGAUCAGAGAGCUAAGGGAAUCUAUUGAACUGCCUUUGAUGAACCCUGAACUCUUCAUCAGAGUUGGGAUCAAGCCUCCAAAGGGUGUGCUUCUGUAUGGGCCUCCUGGAACAGGGAAGACAUUGUUAGCAAGAGCAAUAGCAAGCAACAUCGAUGCCAGCUUUCUUAAGGUCGUGUCAAGUGCCAUCAUCGACAAAUACAUUGGGGAGAGUGCUAGAUUGAUUCGAGAAAUGUUUAACUAUGCGCGUGAGCACCAACCCUGCAUCAUCUUCAUGGAUGAAAUUGAUGCCAUUGGUGGACGCCGUUUUAGUGAAGGAACAAGUGCUGAUCGUGAAAUUCAAAGAACUCUUAUGGAAUUGCUUAACCAGCUUGAUGGUUUUGAUCAACUUGGGAAGGUGAAAAUGAUAAUGGCGACAAACAGGCCAGAUGUUCUGGAUCCUGCACUUCUUAGGCCUGGUAGACUUGAUAGGAAGAUUGAGAUUCCUUUGCCAAACGAACAGUCGAGAAUGGAGAUUCUCAAGAUUCAUGCUGCUGGAAUCGCUAAACAUGGUGAAAUUGAUUACGAGGCAGUUGUUAAGCUUGCUGAGGGAUUUAACGGGGCUGAUCUUCGAAAUGUAUGCACUGAGGCUGGUAUGUCUGCCAUAAGAGCUGAGCGUGAUUAUGUCAUCCAUGAGGAUUUCAUGAAGGCCGUCCGGAAGCUGAAUGAAGCCAAGAAACUUGAAUCAAGUGCUCAUUACAAUGCUGAUUUUGGUAAAGAUUAGAAGUGAUUUAUAUUAUUCAUAGAGAAACAGCUCCAGUUGGUGUGGUUUGGUUUGGUCUGAAGUUGAAAAAGCAAAAUCUCGACAAGAUUCCUAACCUUUUUCUUUAUAUUAGUUGUUCAAGAAUCGAAAAACUAUUUUCCCCUCUUGUUUGUUUCUGAUUUUCAUUUUAAACAUGUAAUGAAUCAAAUCAAAUCACUUUCAUGAAUUUUAAAUGUUAUUUAUCCAAAUCAAAUUAGAAGAAAGGAUUCAAUUAUUUAUGAAA
This is a messenger RNA of Impatiens glandulifera, 1535 nucleotides long. Its product is annotated as 26S proteasome regulatory subunit 10B homolog A-like. The transcript is spliced from 10 exons. The coding region runs from base 74 to 1273 and encodes 399 amino acids. NCBI's taxonomy places the organism in Eukaryota, Viridiplantae, Streptophyta, Magnoliopsida, Ericales, Balsaminaceae. The record is from RefSeq and is a predicted model, not a curated record. Gene Ontology annotation, biological process: positive regulation of RNA polymerase II transcription preinitiation complex assembly. Gene Ontology annotation, molecular function: ATP hydrolysis activity; ATP binding; proteasome-activating activity. Gene Ontology annotation, cellular component: cytosolic proteasome complex; proteasome regulatory particle, base subcomplex.